CUUGUAAACACUUUGCCCUGAAUUUCGAAGAGCGGCUGCUCAGAUUCUGCCCAUUCCUAGAUUCUCUCUCUCUCAGUUGAAAGUUGAAACGAUGUCUUCGGCUAGUGAAGCUGCUUGCUCUUACGCUGCAUUGAUUCUCCAUGACGAUGGCAUCCCCAUUACCGCUGAGAAGAUUGCAACUUUAGUUAAAGCUGCAAAUGUUUCGGUUGAAUCAUACUGGCCGAGUUUGUUCGCUAAGCUUUUCGAGAAGUGUGAUAUUGAGAAUCUCAUAACGAAUGUUGGUGCUGGUGGCGGCGGUGCUCCGGUCGCUGCCGCUGCACCCGUUGCCGCAGCCGGUGGUGGUGCUUCUGCUCCUGCUCCUGCUGAGGAAAAGAAGAAGGAAGAACCGGAGGAGGAGAGCGAUGAUGAUUUGGGAUUCGGUUUGUUUGAUUAGAAAGAUCCUUUCAGUUCCUGUUUUGGUUUACAUUACUCGUUUAAUGCAUUAAGCUUUGACGGUAGCUGUUGUUUUGAGUUUUAUCUGUGUUAGUUUUUGGCUGUUUUGAGUAUUCUUCUGAGAAUUGCGUGUUUGAAUCUUGUUUAUGCAUACAAUCCUUGUCUGACGCAUUUGUAAAAGUUUUCAAGUGCUUCAUUUCAUGUGGUUCAAUGGUUUGAAAUACAGCUCUUCUUCUUUU
This is a messenger RNA of Hibiscus syriacus, 671 nucleotides long. RefSeq names its product 60S acidic ribosomal protein P1-like. Gene Ontology annotation, molecular function: structural constituent of ribosome; protein kinase activator activity; ribonucleoprotein complex binding. Gene Ontology annotation, biological process: translational elongation; cytoplasmic translation. Lineage: Eukaryota; Viridiplantae; Streptophyta; Magnoliopsida; Malvales; Malvaceae. The record is from RefSeq and is a predicted model, not a curated record. The transcript has 4 exons. Bases 92 to 433 code for a protein of 113 amino acids. Gene Ontology annotation, cellular component: ribosome; cytosolic large ribosomal subunit.